UUGGCUACAUGGGAUUCUGUCCAUGGCCUGAAUGGAAGUCUAAAGGAGAGCCGUAUCGAGAAUGGCAUGCAGGGGGUUACGGUUAAAGUUGUGACGUUAUUGGAGGAUCCAUUUGUGAUGGUGGCAGAGAACAUCCUCGGACAACCCAAAAGAUAUAAAGGCUUCUCAAUUGAUGUCCUGGAUGCCUUGGCCAAGAUCCUAGGAUUCAAGUAUGAUAUCUACCAGGUGGCAGACAGCAAAUAUGGUUCUCAGCUCCCCAAUGGCUCUUGGAAUGGCAUGAUUGGGGAACUCAUAAACAAGCGAGCUGAUUUGGCAGUGUCUGCCAUAACUAUAACACCAGAGCGAGAGAACGUAGUGGACUUCAGCAAGCGCUACAUGGACUACUCUGUAGGGAUCCUACAUCGCAAACCCGAGGAGAAGAUCAACAUUUUUUCUUUGUUUGCCCCUUUUGACUUGGCUGUGUGGGCCUGUAUCGCAGCUGCCAUUCCUGUGGUGGGCGUUCUGAUCUUCCUGCUGACACGGAUGCAGAUGCUCCGCUCCCAGAAUCCUCCAGGAGCCCAUCACACUUCAUCCAUGUCUAACUCGUUGCAUAGUGCUAUAUGGAUUGUCUACGGAGCUUUUGUACAACAAGGUGGAGAUUCAGUGGUGGGGUCUGUGGCAUUGAGGAUAGUCAUGGGCAGUUGGUGGUUGUUCACAUUAAUUGUGUGUUCAUCUUACACUGCUAACCUGGCUGCGUUCCUAACUGUGUCCCGCAUGGACAACACUAUAAG
Messenger RNA from Sinocyclocheilus grahami, 770 nucleotides. RefSeq names its product glutamate receptor ionotropic, delta-1-like. Gene Ontology annotation, molecular function: ligand-gated monoatomic ion channel activity; signaling receptor activity. The transcript is spliced from 4 exons. Gene Ontology annotation, biological process: monoatomic ion transport. The annotation marks the transcript as partial. Lineage: Eukaryota; Metazoa; Chordata; Actinopteri; Cypriniformes; Cyprinidae. The record is from RefSeq and is a predicted model, not a curated record. Gene Ontology annotation, cellular component: membrane.